AUAUUUUUUUUACCCUUUUGUGAAACCUAUUGAGAAAUUAAUAGUUCGUUAUGAAGACCGAUGUCAAUAUUUAAGAUAUCCAUAAUAUUCGACAAUUUUUUUUUAAAUACUAAGGCAAUAAUUUUUAUGAUGAAAAAUUUCUUUAUAUCACGAUUAGGAAAAGAAUUUAAAGUCAUCAAUGAUUUGGAUAACAUGAAAUAUUUUCAAAUAUGAAAAAAAAAACACUUACCACCUUUACAAAUUUGUAUUUUGCAUGGGGCGCAUCCACCAUUAGGUUAUUUAUGUCCACCAUUUAGAAUGAUUUGAGAAAGAAAAUUAUCAAGAUUGGGGAUAUUUUUAAGAUCGAAGAUUCGGGGAAUAUUCUGCAUUCAAGCUUAUCCUGAAAUGACUAUAUCAUAUGUAUUUUAUCUCUAAAUAAAGAAUUCAUCAGUCUGGGAUGAGGAAGUUUAUUUAUUUAUAGUAAUUUAUCGUGAAGAUAUUGUAUUUGCCCAAUGUUUCAAGAUGAGAAAUCAAAAAGCAUUCCAGGAGGUCUUCUCCCUAUUGUCUAAUAAAAGAUAAGUGUAUCCUAGCUAUGUUUAGUCGAUAUCGAUCAUACAAUACUUAUAUCAAACGCGCAAACCAACCAAAUAGAAUGUCCAUUUUGUGUUUGGGACCAAAAUCUUCUGGAAAAACUCAUCUGCUUAAAAAACUUCAGACUGAAAGCAAUGUGGACAAUACAUCAACCUCUGUUCCAACGAUCGGUACAAAUAUGUACACCAUUAAACAUAAUGAUUACAUUAUGCAAGUGAGAGAAGUCGGAGGAUCUAUGGCUCCUUUAUGGCAUAAAUAUUUUGGUGGAAUUUCCAUAAUUAUUUAUGUUAUAGAUGCAUCCAAUUUAUGCCAGAUAUCUGCAGCAGGAGUACUUUUUUAUUCAUUACUUACUGAUCCUGCUCUUCUACGUUGCAAGAUCCUUCUGAUUCUAUCCAAGUCAGAUGCAAGCUAUCGUCAAAUGAGAAACGAGGCCCUCUUGAUGCUUCAAAUGAAGCGGUUGCAGAAGGAGAUAAGACAAAAAGUAACAAUUAUGGUUGCCAGUGCCAUAACAGGGGAAGGAAGAGAAGAAAUUUUAAACUGGAUGAAGAAACAGUCCAUUACACACUUUCACUGAAGAUUACUCAAGCGUUGGAUUACUUUCAUUCAAACAAUACCAGACUUUUUUGUCCCUUUUCAUCCAAAAUCAAUAACUAUUUCAUGGUCUAUUGGUUUUUCAUUGCUAUAAAAUACAUCUCACAAUUUUAAUGGUGCAUAAGUUUCAAGAGUAAUCUUCAGGAAUUAGCAGUAAAAUGUCUCAAAUUACCUUAGUUUGUCUUUGUUUGUGUAUAUUUGUUAGCUUAGCAACAUGUCAUCCUCUACCCCAGGAUUUAGAAGAGGCGGCGACAAGUGAUGAUCAUCAUGGUAGAGUUCAAAUGAAAAUAUUCAGAGGUCCUACAGAACACGAUGGCCACCAUCAUUUUGCUCCUUGGGGUUACUGGGUCAAACAACCUGCUGAUCAUCAUCACUGAAAUAAUUAUUAAGCCAAAGACAAAUUAUGUAUAAGUGAUUAAUUACUGUUUUUAUGUUACAAUAAAACAUUUAAU
Coccinella septempunctata (seven-spotted ladybird) is the source of this 1613-nucleotide messenger RNA. RefSeq names its product speedy protein 1-A. The record is from RefSeq and is a predicted model, not a curated record. The coding region runs from base 572 to 1144 and encodes 190 amino acids. The transcript is spliced from 4 exons. Gene Ontology annotation, biological process: positive regulation of cyclin-dependent protein serine/threonine kinase activity. Gene Ontology annotation, molecular function: protein kinase binding; GTPase activity; GTP binding. NCBI's taxonomy places the organism in Eukaryota, Metazoa, Arthropoda, Insecta, Coleoptera, Coccinellidae.